AUGGUUUGGGCCGGAUGCAACAAAUACUAUGCCGCACUCCCGGACACCAAUUUGUGCGUGUCGCACACCACCGAUCAGCCAAUUGUUAUGGUGUGUAGUGGUGUGAUAGCUCAACUAGUGGUGUUCGGGUUCGCCUCACAAAUACUACCUUUCGGCAAUCAAACAAUGCCUAAACGAAAGUCUACUAUAGGACGUAGUACGGCAAAUGCUAAAAGAGUACGCUUAGUACGUAGCAAUGAAAAUUCUGUUGAACGAAACAAUAGACUUUUACAAAAUCGUGAAAGAAAUAAAAAUUUAAGAAAUGUUAAUGCAUGGUUUAAUAAAGAAUACUCUGCAAUGAAUUACGAUUUUACUAUUGAUUACAAAAAUGAUCCGAUGGUUACAUUAGGUGCAAUGUCUAUUGUUUGUCAAUAUUGUUUAGCUCUAAAAUGGAAAGAUGAAUCUAAAGGAAUGUGUUGUUCAAAUGGUAAAAUUAAAUUAGUAGAGAUUUGUCCUCCUCCUGAACCAUUGAAUUCUCUCCUUACAGGUGAUCAUCCUAAACAUGGAGAAUUCAAGCGUAACAUACGUCGCUAUAAUAAUGCUUUUCAAAUGAAAUCAUUUAAAAGUCGUAAAAUAGUUGAAGGUAAAUUUAUGCCAACUUUUAAAGUACAAGGCCAGGUAUAUCAUUUGGCUGGCAGUCUACUACCGAAUAGAUCUGACGAAUACAAAUUUUUGCAAAUAUACUUCAUUGCCGAUCCUGAAACUCAAGUGACAACUCGAUGUAACAUAGAUUCUAGGAAACUGUUAGAUAGCUCUUUGAUCAGGUCAUUACAAGAUAUGUUGCACUCACAUAAUAUAUACAUACAAUCUUUUAAAACAGCCAUUGAAAGUGUCCUUCCAAAUGUUCCCGAUUACAAUAUAGUCAUACACGCUAGCAGGGUACCAACAGGUGAACAUCGAGGACGUUAUAAUGCGCCAUCAACAAGCGAGGUAGCCGUAGUGAUAUCUGGCCAACAAUUUCAUAAACGAGAUAUUGUACUGUGUAACCGAGACGAUAAUCUUAAAAAAAUAUCUGAAAUUCACAGGUCUUAUGACAGCCUGCAAUAUCCACUAAUGUUAUGUCGUGGUGAAGAUGGAUAUUCUAUCGAUAUUCAUCAAAUUGACCCUCAUACUGGAGUUCCAUUACAAAAAAUCGUUUCGUGUAUGAAUUAUUACUGUUAUCGCAUUAUGGAAAGACAAAACAAUUGCAAUAUGUUACUCAGAUAUGGUAUGUUGUUAAACCAAUAUUUAGUCGAUCAAUAUUCUAAAAUAGAAUCAGAACGUUUAGCGUACAUACGAAACAAUCAGACAACAUUACGAGCUGAAAAUUAUAUACAUUUGCAAGAUGCCUUGAACUCAAAUGAGCCGAGUAUCGAAAUUGGACAAUUAGUAAUUCUACCAUCAUCAUUUACUGGUGGACCACGAUAUCUUCACGAAAAGACACAAGACGCAAUGACCUAUGUAAAAAAUUAUGGCAAACCUGACCUAUUUAUCACUGUAACAUGUAAUCCAAACUGGGAAGAGAUUAAAACUGAUCUUCAUCCUAACGCACAGCCGCAAGACAGAUAUGACAUAGUCAAUAGGGUGUUUCAUUUGAAAAUACAAAAACUAUUGAUUCUCAUUAAUAAAGCUAAUAUAUUUGGUGAACCACGUUGUUUUAUGUAUACGGUCGAGUGGCAGAAACGUGGCUUACCACACAUUCAUCUUCUAUUAUGGCUUAAAAAUAAAAUAACACCAGACCAAAUUGACAAUGUGAUUUCAGCAGAGUUGCCAAACAAAGAAGAUGAUCCAUUAUUGUUCAACUCUGUAGUCAGACACAUGAUUCAUGGACCAUGUGGAGUUUUAAAUACAAACUCUCCGUGUAUGACGGAGGGAAGGUGCUCAAAAAAAUUUCCAAAAUUAUUUCAGAGUCACACAUCAACUGGCGAUGAUGGUUACCCCAAAUAUCGGAGACUAUCACCUGAAGAAGGCGGACAAAUUGCUAUAAUUCGAAAUAAUGAUAUUGAUAACAGGUGGGUAGUCCCUUACAACCCACUGUUGCUUAAAAUAUUUGACGCACACAUAAACGUGGAACAGUGUAGCUCUGUAAAAUCAAUAAAAUAUAUUACCAAAUAUAUAAACAAAGGUAGUGAUCAAGAUACAUUUAGUUUAUACUAUCGAAAUGAAGUGGAACAAUUUCAAUCUGAUCGAUACAUAUGUAGUUCUGAAGCGGUUUGA
This is a messenger RNA of Sipha flava (yellow sugarcane aphid), 2235 nucleotides long. RefSeq lists its product as uncharacterized. NCBI's taxonomy places the organism in Eukaryota, Metazoa, Arthropoda, Insecta, Hemiptera, Aphididae. The coding region runs from base 1 to 2235 and encodes 744 amino acids. The record is from RefSeq and is a predicted model, not a curated record. The transcript has 2 exons.